This is a messenger RNA of Vitis riparia (riverbank grape), 2909 nucleotides long. RefSeq names its product potassium channel AKT2/3-like. Lineage: Eukaryota; Viridiplantae; Streptophyta; Magnoliopsida; Vitales; Vitaceae. Gene Ontology annotation, molecular function: voltage-gated potassium channel activity; protein binding. Gene Ontology annotation, cellular component: membrane. The record is from RefSeq and is a predicted model, not a curated record. Gene Ontology annotation, biological process: potassium ion transport; transmembrane transport.
UUAGGCCAUUGCCCGCACAGACACUCACUACGAAUUGAGAGGACCACCACUCAUUGUCCCUCACACAUCACAAUUAUAUCAUCUCACAGGCCUCUCUUCUCCUUUUUGGCCUCUCUUUCCUCCUCUCUGAAACCCAUUCAAACACCCUAACGAUCAUUUCAAAAGCAGUACCCAGCUAAGAGAGUUGGUUGAGUUGUUUUGGGAAGAAUGGAAAUGAAAGUUCCUCAUCAGCUCUACAGUCUGUAUUCAGCCUCCAACUUGAUCAAGAGGGAAGAGCAUAGCCGGAAAAGUCUGAAAAAGCCAGAAGAAAAGCAGCAUGAUGACUCCAAACCUUUCAACUCCCGGAAUCUGUCAAAGGUCAUUCUCCCUCCCUUAGGUGUCUCAAGUUAUAACCAAAAUCCGUUAGCGCCCAAAGGAUGGAUCAUCUCACCAAUGGAUUCAAGAUACAGGUGUUGGGAGACAUUUAUGGUGGUUUUAGUAGCCUACUCUCUAUGGAUUUACCCUUUUCAAGUUGCAUUUCUGAAAGCCUCUCCAAAUAGACAACUAUAUAUCACGGAUAAUGUCGUUGAUCUAUUUUUCGCUGUUGACAUCGUCCUAACAUUUUUCGUUGCUUACAUUGAUCGAAGAACUCAGCUACUUGUUUGUGACUGGAGAAAGAUUGCAGUGAGGUACCUGUCAACAUGGUUUCUGAUGGAUAUGGCAUCAACUAUGCCUUUUGAGGCACUGGGCUCCUUGAUCACUGAAACAAAAGUGGGUCUCUCCUACUCCCUCUUGGGUCUGCUCAGAUUCUGGCGUCUCCGCCGUGUCAAGCAACUCUUCACCAGGCUUGAGAAGGACAUCAGAUUCAGCUAUUUCUGGGUUCGAUGUGCUAGGCUAUUAUCAGUGACAUUGUUUCUGGUGCACUGUGCUGGGUGCCUAUACUACUUGCUAGCUGAUCGAUACCCGCAUCAAGGAAAGACGUGGAUUGGAGCCGUUAUACCGAAUUUUAGAGAGACAAGCCUUUGGAUCAGAUAUAUUUCAGCCCUGUAUUGGUCCAUCACCACCAUGACCACUGUUGGCUAUGGUGACAUGCAUGCUGUGAACACUAUGGAGAUGAUCUUCAUCAUUUUCUACAUGCUAUUCAACCUUGGCUUAACUGCUUACUUGAUCGGUAACAUGACAAACUUAGUUGUUGAAGGCACUAGACGUACUAUGGAAUUUAGAAAUAGCAUAGAAGCAGCAUCAAACUUUGUAUGCAGAAACCGGUUGCCUCCAAGAUUGAAAGAGCAGAUACUGGCUUAUAUGUGUUUGAGAUUUAAGGCUGAGAGCUUGAAUCAGCACCAACUAAUUGAACAGCUGCCCAAAUCCAUAUGCAAAAGCAUCUGCCAGCAUUUAUUCUUGCCAACUGUGGAGAAGGUCUAUCUUUUCAAGGGAAUCUCAAGAGAAAUACUCUUGCUCCUGGUUGCAAAGAUGAAGGCUGAGUACAUACCUCCUAGAGAAGAUGUUAUAAUGCAGAAUGAGGCGCCAGAUGACGUUUACAUAAUUGUAUCUGGAGAAGUUGAAAUUAUUGAUUAUGAGGGAGAGAAAGAGCAUGUUGUUGGGACUCUACAGUCUGCAGACAUGUUUGGAGAAGUUGGGGCACUUUGCUGCAGACCUCAAAGCUAUACGUUCCGAACCAAGACCCUUUCACAACUCCUGAGGCUGAAGACCAGUGCACUGAUAGAAGCAAUGCAGACUAAGAAGGAAGACAAUGUGAUUAUCCUUAAAAACUUUCUUCAGCAUCACAAAAGGCUUAAGGAUCUAAACAUUGGAGAUUUGCUGGUGGAGAAUGGGGAAGAAGAUGUUGACCCCAACAUGGCUUUCAAUUUACUGACUGUUGCCAGCACUGGCAACGCAGCCUUUCUUGAUGAGCUUCUCAAGGCAAAAUUGGACCCUGAUAUUGGGGACUCCAAAGGAAGAACCCCAUUGCACAUAGCAGCAUCAAAAGGGCAUGAAGAUUGUGUAAUGGUACUUCUCAAACAUGCGUGCAAUGUACAUGUCCGAGAUAUAAAUGGCAACACUGCAUUAUGGGAUGCUGUAUCUGCAAAACACAAUUCUAUAUUCUGGAUCCUAUAUCACUGUGCUUCCCUUUCAGAUCCCUACACUUCUGGUGAUCUUUUGUGCACUGCUGCAAAGAGAAAUGACCUAACAGCGAUGAAGGAGCUCCUGAAACAAGGUUUAAACAUAGACUCGAAGAAUCGCCAAGGGUUAACAGCAAUCCAGAUUGCCAUGGCAGAAGACCACACAGAUAUGGUAAAGCUACUUGUAAUGAAUGGCGCAGAUGUUAUCCAUGCCGAUACCUAUGAAUUCUCUUCAGAAACUCUGAAUGAAAUGCUGCAAAGCCGAGAGAUGGGACACCGAAUUAUGGUGCCUGAUACCUUGCCUACUGAUCAUGAAACGUUGUUGAGGGACCAAGGAGGAGAAAAGGAGUUUAAUACUAAUGGAGGAUUCAAAGGAACAAAUGUUCCAAGGGUGAGCAUAUAUAGAGGCCAUCCUCUGCAGAGAAAAGAGAGCUGCUGCACUGAAGCUGGCCGGCUGAUUAGGUUGCCAAACUCAUUAAUGGAGCUCAAGGUCAUUGCAGGUGAGAAGCUUGGAUUUGAUGCAAGAAAUGCAAUGGUAACGAACGAAGAAGGAGCAGAAAUCGACUCCAUUGAAGUUAUUAGAGACAAUGAUAAGCUUUUCCUAGUUGAAGAUCCAAACUCCCUGAUGUAAAUCAUAACCUUCUAUCUAUUUGGGAUAAAAAAAUGACUCUCAAUCUUGUCCCUCCUUUUUCUAUUCCAAUGCUGCAUGGGUUUUUUUUAUUUUCUCUAACAGAGGAAAAGUGUGGAUUUGAUUCAAAAAAAUACAAUGGUAACAGGUAACAGGUAAUGAAAGGUUGGAAAUUGAAUCCA